GGCGCGGGGUUGGGGGGGACGUUGAGUCCCGAGCGUGUGUGCUGCGUCCGAGCGGUGAAUAAGUCGGAUACAAAUUCGCGUCGGAAAAGUUUGUUUGUUGCUAUUAUAAAACACCUUCCGCGGUUUUCCGCCGGGAUCUUAUACAGGUGUUUAUAAUUGUGUGUUAAAGUCUUUUUAAAUCCCCCCAUUUUUUUUGUUUGACUCUUUCCUAAUCUGUCUCUCGCGCGCGUGCCUCAGUGUUUGUACGCGAUAAUAGAUCACGCUGGAUUUAGUUUUUUUUCCCCCUCCCUUUUAAAACCUGAUACAAAGUGAAGAAUCCGGAUUGAGGAAAACUCUUUGAGGAAUCCCACACGUUCUUCCUCGCCUGUCUUCUCGGAAUGUCAGGGGCAGUCACUCCGGACAGGUAACCCGGUGUGUAGCUGUUGCCAUGGCAACGCGGCCGAGGCCGAUGUUGCGUCUCGUCCUCGGCGCUCUCCUCCUCUGCUCGACGACGACGGCGCAGGACCACGAGUGGCAUUUUGACUCAACGAUAUGUCGUUACGCACUGGGGAUGGAGGACGGAACGAUCCCGGAUUCCGAUAUCUCAGCAUCCAGUGCCUGGUCUGACUCAACCGAGGCCAAACAUGGCAGGCUGAGUACAGGAGAAGGGGAUGGUGCAUGGUGUCCAUUAGGUUCAGUCUUCCCCCAUCCUUCAGAGUAUCUGCAGGUGGACCUGCACAAACUGCACUUCCUGUCCCUGGUGGGCACGCAGGGUCGUCAUGCCGAUGGGCACGGGCGGGAGUUUGCGCGCAGCUACCGGCUCCGGUACUCUCGGGACGGUCGCCAAUGGAUCACCUGGAAAGACCGCUGGGGCCAGGAGGUGAUUUCAGGCAACGAGAACACGCACGAUGUGGUUCUGAAGGACCUGGGCCCUCCGAUCAUAGCGCGAAUGGUCCGGUUCUACCCUCUGGCUGACCGCAUGAUGAGCGUGUGUAUGAGAGUGGAGCUCUACGGCUGCUUGUGGAGUGAUGGACUAAAGGCCUACACUGCACCAAUGGGCCACAUUAUGAACAUGUCUGGCUCUCCUGUAUAUCUCAAUGACUCCAUCUAUGACGGCAGUAUGGAAGCAGGGAUGUUGUUUGGAGGUCUGGGUCAGCUAUGUGAUGGGGUAUUGGGAGGGGAUGAUUUUGUGGAAAGUAAGGAACUACGGGUGUGGCCAGGUUACGACUACGUCGGCUGGAGCCGGGAAGUCCUGGGCAAACCCACUGUGGACAUCGAGUUCCACUUUGAGAAGCCACGCCUCAUUCAAACCAUGCAGGUGCACACCAAUAACUGGCACACGCAGGGCGUGCGCGUGUUCUCUGAGGUACUGUGCGAGUUCAAGGCGAGCUUGCUGAGCCCGUGGAGCGAGCCAGCUCUGAGCGUGCACGUGCCCCUGAGCGACCUGCGAGACCCCUCGUCACGCACAGUCACGCUGCCGCUCGGUGGCCAGCCUGCACACAUCCUUCGUUGCCACUUCACCUUCUCUGACAGCUGGCUGUUGAUCAGUGAGAUCAGCUUUUACUCUGAGCCGUUCAACAGCAGCUCACCGUUUCCCUCAAUAGCUUUUCCUCGUCCCUCCCCCACUCCUCGCUCUCCUCUCCUCACCUCGCCCUCUUUGACCUCCACCACCUUUGCCAGCACUACCAACUCCAGCAGGCGCCGAACAGGUGCUGCUGGUGAUGAUUUUGCUGCUGUUACCCCAAGGGCAGGGCUUCCUGUUGCUAAGGAUGACAGCAGCAACACUGCUAUCCUGAUCGGCUGCCUAGUGGGCAUAAUUCUGCUGCUGUUGGCUGUCAUAGUUGGUAUUCUCUGGAGGCAGUACUGGAAGAAGCUGCUUGGCAAGGCCCAGGGUAGCCUGUCGAGCGACGAGCUGCGAGUUCAUCUCUCAGUUCCCUCAGAAAACGUAGUGAUCAAUAACACAAACACACACACGUACUCCAGCCGUUACCAGCGAAUACACACUUUCCCUGAUGACCCAGAUAGAGACGGGGAGUAUCAGGAGCCCAGCACUGUGGUACGCCCUCGGGAGCAGCGUGACAGCACAGCCUUGCUGUUAAACAACCCAGCCUAUCACCUUCUCCUGUCUGACCUGAGAUACAACCCCAACAGGCUGCCAAAGUGCUCCAGAGACUCUGUUAAACCCCAAAACCUGCCCCAGGCAUGCAGCUUAGAUAUCGACGAUAAAGCACUACCUGUUCAGGAAGGACCGCCCCCAUACCCUGGAGCCCCGCCUCCACUCCUGGGAGCUCAUUAUGCCGAAGCCACCGGGGGCGGCCCCAGUGUGCCUCAUUAUGCCGAAGCAGACAUCAUCAGCCUGCAGGGUGUAAGCGGGAACAACACGUACGCGGUUCCCGCCCUCUCGGCCACACCCAUGGAGUGUCCGCCCCUUCCUGAGCUGCAGCGGGAACGACUCCUCUUCAAAGAGAAGCUUGGAGAGGGCCAGUUUGGAGAGGUUCAUUUGUGUGAAAUUGAAAACCCUCAAGACCUCCCAAAUCUCGAGUUCCCUUUUAACGUGAGGAAAGGUCGCCCUCUGUUGGUGGCUGUGAAGAUUCUUCGGCCUGACGCCUCGAAAAACGCCAGAAACGACUUCCUGAAAGAGGUGAAGAUCUUGUCUCGUCUGAAAGAUCCUAACAUAAUCCAGUUGCUGGGGGUGUGUGUGAGCAGUGACCCCCUGUGCAUGGUCACUGAAUACAUGGAGAGUGGCGACCUUAACCAGUAUCUCUCCCAACGGGUGUUACUGGAUAAGAGUGGACCGCUUCACAACAUGCCAACCAUCAGCUACCCCGCUCUAAUCUCCAUGGCGAGUCAGAUCUCAUCCGGGAUGAAGUUCCUGGCGUCGCUUAACUUUGUCCAUCGAGACUUGGCUACACGUAACUGCCUAGUCGGAGGCGAGCUGGGAGAAGGAGACGACAGAACAGGAGAGAGGCACAUUAAGAUCGCUGACUUCGGCAUGAGCCGAAACCUGUACGCCGGGGAUUACUACAGGAUCCAGGGGAGAGCUGUGCUUCCUAUCCGAUGGAUGGCCUGGGAGUGUAUUCUUAUGGGCAAGUUCACUACAGCCAGUGACGUGUGGGCGUUCGGAGUGACACUGUGGGAGAUGCUGAGUGUGUGUCAGGAGCAACCGUAUGGCCACAUGACUGAUGAGCAGGUCAUCGACAAUGCAGGGGAGUUCUUUAGAGACCAAGGAAGACAGGUAUAUCUGACUCGGCCGGCAGUGUGUCCCCAGGGCCUGUACGAGUUAAUGCUGAGCUGCUGGAACAGAGACUGUAAACUCCGGCCCUCUUUCACCCAGAUUCACUCUUUCCUCACCGAGGACGCCAUGAACAUGGUGUAACGAGAUGAGACAAGCGGAUCUCUCUUCUCACGUAAAACAGAGGUGUAGCCUGCACUAGCUGCUGGAGGUGAUACUCGGUGUAGAAGUAGGCUGAGCUAAGCACUCUUAUGUACAUUUUGCGCAAUUUUACCUUCGACAGGUCCGGCCUCGGAGACGCUGCUGGUUCGGUUCUCGUGCUUGACCUGCUUCAGAUCUAGAACCCUAAUCCCUACACCCUUAACGCUAGGUCGGGUUAACCCGUAGUCCUGAACUAACCUCCCGAAUAUGCAGUUCAUCUUUAAUCUUUUGAAAAACGAGAACCAUUUUAGUUUUUUCUUACACAAAAAAAAAGGUGGAGGGCUUUUCUAUCGCUGAGAAAAAAAACUAUAUAGACUGUGAAUGAAAUAGUUGAUGUGAUUAUCCCAGCAAUUAACAUGUACUUACAAAGAAACAUACACAUACAAGCAUUUAUUUCAGAAGUAGGUUAGGAGUGAAUUCUGUCUAAUCUCAGUCUUCAUGCUGGGUAUGAGGGGUCUUCAUUCCAAUCGUGAGCCUUUUUUUUGUUGUUAUUUUUGGGUUCAUUGGUGUGUAAAUCUCUUAAACACAAGGCUCGAGCACUUCUCUCUGAAUCGCUCAGCAAGCAGUGUACAUUCUUAAGACUGGUUGAGGGGUUUUCUGUUGUUGUUUUUUUUUUGUGCAAUUACAUGCUUAAUUUUGGAGGUGUACUUUUUUUUUUCCAUCGUGAAAUCAGACAUGGUGCCCUCUAACCAUUUGGACACGUUCUCCAAACGUCGCAGGAUCCCUCCCUACCAGGUCACACCGUCUGCUCAACAGUUAAUAGACUCGAGGAACGAACAGAACAAAAUGAGUCGCGAGUCAAUUCCAGAUUCGACGUUCAUAAUUCGAAGCGCCGUAACCUGAUAGAAUACGUUCGUGUAUAUGUGAAUUCUCCCAGUGACUGUAUAUACGACAAACGAUUUCCGACGCCUUUUCAUGGAGCUGGCUGUGAUUUUCGAGUUGUGAGGGUUGCCCUGUCCGGUACAUUCGUAGCAUGAGCCAGAGAGGUCGAGGCAAAGUCAAGAUCAAGCGCCGUGUCAGUCUGGGAAGAGUUCAUUUGGGCGGUUUUCUGUACACAGAAACCCUGUCACCAAGCGAACUGGUCUUUACAAAAGUAUAUCACUAUUAAAAUCCCCCCCCACACAGAGCAUACAAUCAUGCAGAUGCAGGCAACAAGCUUCAGUCUAUGUUUAAAUCAAAAAUCAGAAAGUAGGGAAAUGUAAUAUCUGUGAAUGUAAUGAUGAUGUAAGGAGAAACUGCUGAGCUAUCAAAGGGAAUGGAUGGAAAUGGCUUGCUGAUGGGAGUCAGGGGGGAUUCGAGCUGGCAGGAAAACUACUGUAACUCAAAUAAGCACUCUUUACAGCCGGGGUGAGCAGAACAGCAUUUCCGAACACAUUCAAACUUGAGGUGGAUGCACCCAGCAGUCUCGGGCUACAGCGGAGUGCACACACAGAAACUUUUAUGACCUGGGCUGCUGCUACACGAUCAGCUGAUUGAAUAAUUACAUGAUGGUCCAGGUGUUCCUAAAAAAGUGGCCUGCAGGUUUAAUAUAAUGUGUUUAAAACUAGUACUAAAUGUAUAGGCUAUGAUGAAAUAGACUUUCAGGAAUCUCCUAUUUGGCCCAGGCAGUGCUGUAUCCAAGUCUGUGCCGUAAUAAUGUGCGCUUCCUGACCACUAGGGGGCACUCGAGACAGCAUUGCCCAUGACUACACGAAUUAAAAGCACAGGGUGUUGAUGCAGAUCUGAGAUUUCAUUUGUGUUUUAAACAGGAGUGUGUGAAAAUCUGAAAAAAUGUUUCCUGUGUGCUUUUUUUUAACACUCCAUUCCACAUUUAGUCUCCAUUUACUGUUCUAAUCACCUCCACUCUUCUGGGAAGAUGCUGGAUUUUGGAGUGUGUUUGUGGAGAUUUCUGCUCAUUCAGCCAUAAUGGUGUUAGUAAAGUCUGAUGUAGGUGAGGUGAGGAGGACUGGGGUGCACUCAGCGUUCACAUUUACCCCAAACCUGUUAAAUAGGGUUCAACUCUACAGCAGGCCACUCAAGAUCUUCCAUUCCAACCUGAGUAAACCGUAUGUGCACGGAGCUGACACAGGGCCAUUGUCAAUUUGGAAAAGUAUAAGAGUAUGGAACACAUAUAGCUGGAAAAUCAGGUGUCCAAAUAUCUUUGCUGACAUGCUCGAAGUGACGGAGCAUUACGGAUACACUCAAGUCUCGUCCGCUUCCUGUUAUUAUUGAUCUUCAAGACCUUUUUAAGUAUUAGAAGUGUAGCAUUGAAUCAAAUAUACAUAACAUCCUGUAAAAAGUGAUUCAUUAGGUUUGGAUAUCGUGCUGCACGAACAUGAACAAUGGGAGAUUCAGGCUUCUUGUCUUAUAUACAGUCACUGACUCCACCUGCUCUACUGUAAAAACGGGAACGAUGUGAAAUCCGCAUGAAAUCACUUCAUCUGAAUCGCUCUGGAACUCCAAUAAAAAAAUGUCAUUCGAGUUUUAGAAGAUUGAAGCAUCAGCGAAAGAUUUUGGACUGUUAUCCGGCUUUAUUUGCACUUUAUUGUCAACUGUGAUGUCAACUGUUAUGAUCCGUGACAGCAGAGUCGUUAUUUUCCUAAGUGUGAACGAGUACAAAAAAAAGUCGAUCAGAAACUUCUCUGGUGAACGUUAAGUGAAUUUUGUAUCAGAAUUGUCGCUUGUGAACCUUAUAGAUGUGCGUGUGUGUGUGUGUGUGUGUGUGUGUGUGUGUGUGUGAGAGAGCGGUGGUGUUCGGGGAUGAUAAAGCCACCAUGAUGCUUAACCCCACACACUGCACCAUUCACAAAGAACGAAUGUGAUCCACAAACGGUUAUGUUGCCAUGUUGAAUGUUCUUCCACCUUUUUGAUACACUGAACUAAAACUUUUUUUCUAACUCAA
Messenger RNA from Silurus meridionalis, 6293 nucleotides. It is a transcript of the gene ddr1, whose product is annotated as discoidin domain receptor tyrosine kinase 1. The record is from RefSeq and is a predicted model, not a curated record. NCBI's taxonomy places the organism in Eukaryota, Metazoa, Chordata, Actinopteri, Siluriformes, Siluridae. Gene Ontology annotation, cellular component: membrane; signaling receptor complex. The transcript is spliced from 18 exons. Gene Ontology annotation, molecular function: collagen binding; ATP binding; protein tyrosine kinase collagen receptor activity. The coding region runs from base 428 to 3355 and encodes 975 amino acids. Gene Ontology annotation, biological process: protein phosphorylation; cell surface receptor protein tyrosine kinase signaling pathway; multicellular organism development.